AUGUCAAAGCUCUCUCGUUCUCAAGCUGAGCAAAGGCAAACUCAGCUCAAUGCUUCAAGACAGUGUCCGCCAUUUGGAGACGCCUGUCCCGCUCAUGCUCGAGGUCGUCGCGUAACGCAAGAGUUACACGAUCAAAGAGGCUUUCGGGGACAAACGCUCCCCCACGAUAGUUUGGAGAGCGUCUUCCCUUCUCCUCUACCUCCUUUGGAGGACUCUCGCGGUGACCAGCGCUAUCUGAUUGAGCAGCUGUUUAACCACCGCGAUGUGGACGGCGUCGGACGAGUUAACUCGUCCGGUGGCGCAGCUAUCCCCCGUCCUUUGAUACUUGGGAGCCCCGCUCCCAACUGA
Messenger RNA from Peronospora matthiolae, 348 nucleotides. The record is from the annotation of a GenBank genome assembly. Lineage: Eukaryota; Oomycota; Peronosporomycetes; Peronosporales; Peronosporaceae.